AUGAAACUGAAUGCUAGUGUCAUCGUGGUGAUUGUGGAUCCGAAUAAACUCAUUCAAUUUUGUGACGAUAAUUCUAAAGGUUAUGAUGCCGGAUUGGAUGACAACAACACCCUUACACCGAUUGGACAGAGUGAAGGUGAACAUGCAACAGGCACAGCAGCUAAAAGUACAUUUCCCGUGACUGUCAGCCGUGACAUCAUUGGUUUGGUCGCCAACAAGAUGUACGGGCCUGUAUGUGACCAACAAGCUGGACAUAGAGAACAACCGACGAUUCCUACCAGACACGAGGAAACUGAGAUUGCCGACGCUGUCCUUGAUGACUGCGAUGACGACCCUAAUAAUGACCACGUGUACAACAACAGGGAUGACUUCUACAACCUACAGCAGACCAGUGAGGACAAUGGCUAUGGUGAACAACCGGCUGAUACAGAAGAAGACACUACAGAGACAAGUAACGACCAAAGGGGCGCCGAAAGGGAUGACAACAGCACCCCUAGGUCGAUCGGUGACCCAAAGAAUAUUGCCUGUGAACAUGCAACCGGCACAGCUGCUGAGAGCACAUUUCCCGUGACUGUCAGCCGUAACAUCAUUGGAUUGGUCGGCAACACGAUGUACGCGCCUGCAUGCGACCAACAAGCUGGUCAUUCAGAACAACCGACGAUUCCCACCAGACACGAGGAAACUGAGAUUGCCGACGCUGUCCUUGAUGACUGCGAUGACGACCCUAAUAAUGACCACGUGUACAACAACAGGGAUGACUUUAACAGCCUACAGCACGACGACCCUGACAACCACAUCUACAACAACAGGGAUGACUUCAACAGUCUACAGCAGGCUAGUGGGGACAAUGGAUAUGGCGACCAACCAGCUGAUAAAGAAGAGGACACUAAACAGACAAUUAACGACCAAAAGGACGCCUCUGUCACACAUCACAAAUAUGUCAACCACACCGUCAGCCUUGACAACCGCACUGCCAGGGAUGACAACCAAACCGCCAAUGGUGACAACCACGCCGUCAGUAAAUACAACCACGCUGCUAGCCUUGACAACCACACUGCCAGGGGUGACAACCAAACCAACAAUGGUGACAACCAUACCAUCAGUAGUGACAACCACAGCGCUAACCGUGACAACCAAAAUGUCGGAGGCUUUAACCAACCCCAGAAUUGCGACAACCACCCAGUCAGCCAUCAAAGCCACGCCGUCAGUCGUGAAAACCAAGUUGUCAGUCGUCAAUACCACACCGCUAGCCGUGACAACCACACUGCCAGAGAAGACAAUCAACCCAAAAAUGGUGACAACCACGCGGCUAAUUGUCCAAACCACGUGCACGCUGUCAGUCGCGACAACCACGCCGAUAGCCUUGACAACCACGCCAUCAGUCGCCACAACCACGCCGUCAGUCGUCACAACCACGCAGUCAGUCGUCACAACCACGAUGUCAGUCGUCACAACCACGCCUUCAGUCGUGACAACCACACCGACAGUUGUGACAACUACACCGACAGUUGUGACAACCACACUGCCAGAGGGUUGGAAUCCAGAAGAGCCAUCUGGCACCAGAUGGACUCACUGGACGGACAUGUGCGUGCAGUACUGGUCAGGUGUCACUGGGUUUCCCAUGUGGGAUGA
Molecule: messenger RNA, 1632 nt
Organism: Branchiostoma belcheri (Belcher's lancelet)
Lineage: Eukaryota; Metazoa; Chordata; Leptocardii; Amphioxiformes; Branchiostomatidae
Product: protein PFC0760c-like
Exons: 5
Coding region: 1-1632 (543 amino acids)
Source: RefSeq, a predicted model, not a curated record